AUGUAAAUUAAUAAGUUUAAUCACCUUUACAUUAAAUUUACAAUUACACAUUUUUAGGACUAUUAAUUUUAUUAUCCAUUUAAGUACACAAUAGACGCUGAUAGCAUAGCUUUAUUUAUUAAAAAAAAUAAUUUGUUCUAUAUAGCAAUUUUUUAAUAUAGUGUGUAGAUGGUAUCUUUAUAUGAUAUUAUUGCAACUGACAAUUCCUUUUUUCAAUGCGAUUUAUAUCGACUAUUAUUUUCUUUUGAUAAAGUAUGGAUGUACUUAUUAUUAAAAAAUAUCCUUGUUGAAUUUGAGACAUAAUCACUUCAUUAAAAUACCUUAUCAUCAAAUUUUUCAAUGAAAUUAAAAGAAUUGGCUGAAUCUGAAUUAAGAAUUUCAAUCUUAAAUCAAUGCUUUAUCAAUUUAAGCAAGAACUUUUAAAAUGUAAUGAUGAAACUUCAAAAUUAUAUUAUAAACUACAUUAUUUUUAGAAAUAAAUAGAUAAGUAAAAGCAAGUUAGAAAUUCAAUGA
This is a messenger RNA of Paramecium octaurelia, 513 nucleotides long. Lineage: Eukaryota; Ciliophora; Oligohymenophorea; Peniculida; Parameciidae. The record is from the annotation of a GenBank genome assembly.